UUGAUUAGUUUAUUUCCGCUCUGUUCCCUUCUUAUUUUCCCUCCCCUUUUCUUUCCUCUCAUAGUAAACUCCCCUCAAAACAAACCCAAUAAUUUUUUUUUUCAUCACAUUCUAAAAUGGCUUACAUUUGGGUCUAAUCUUUCCCUCAAAUUUCCCAUUUUUCAGCCAUGAAUUCACUUAACAUCAACUCAAUUUUCCUCAUAUCGGCAAUUUUCCGCGUGGGUUUAAUCCUGUAUGGAGAAUGGCAAGAUGCCCAUAUGGAAGUUAGAUACACGGAUGUAGAUUACCUUGUUUUCUCAGAUGCCUCUUCUUUAAUGGCUUCUGGUCAUUCUCCUUAUAAAAGAACUACUUACCGUUAUUCGCCUUUACUUGCUUUUCUUUUAAUUCCCAACUCUUUUCUUUCUGCUUCCUGGGGCAAGUUUCUCUUCUCAACUUCAGAUUUACUUGUUGGGUUGUUUAUCCGUAUCAUAUUGAAGCAGCGUAAGGUACCUGAAGACCUGUGCACGUAUUCUGUGUUGUUAUGGCUUUUCAACCCUUUUACCUUUACAAUUGGAACUCGAGGAAACUGUGAACCUAUUGUCUGUGCCAUGAUUUUGUGGAUUGUUAUCUGUCUUAUGAAUGGUAAAGUAGUACAAGCUGCAUGUUGGUAUGGUCUUGUUGUUCACUUCAGAAUUUAUCCCAUAAUCUAUGCACUUCCCAUCAUCUUUUUUCUUGAUCCACGCUUUUUCCAAUCUGGUAUGAAGCCGUUGCUUUGUGAUUGGACCUCUGCUCAUGGAAAGACUCCUCAAAUCAAUUCAGAAGUGACCGAUCAGUGUGACAUAUGGCUUGCAUUUAAAAGCAUAUUCACGAGGUCAAGAAUUUUGUUUGGUCUGGUUUCAGGGAGUGUUUUCCUCUUUUGUACUGGUUUUUUCUUCUAUUUAUAUGGAUGGGAAUUCCUGCACGAGGCAUUGCUUUACCAUCUUACUCGCACAGAUCCAAGACACAAUUUUUCCAUCUAUUUCUACCAUAUCUAUCUUAACUAUGAACGUGAGCUCUCGGUUCUGGAAAAGCUCAUCUCCUUUUUGCCUCAAUUUAUAGUGCAGCUGGUUCUUAUUUUCUGCUUUGCAAAGGAUCUCCUAUUCUGCUUUUUUGUACAGACAGUGGCAUUUGUAGCAUUCAAUAAGGUAAUCACAGCACAAUAUUUUGUAUGGUUCUUUUGCCUGUUACCUCUUAUUUUGCCAUGGAGCAAUAUGAAGCUUAAAUGGCAGGGCCUAUGUUGCAUUCUUUUAUGGAUUGGGGCUCAAAGCCUUUGGUUGAUGUGGGGUUAUCUGCUGGAGUUUAAAGGCAAGAAUGUCUUUCUACAGCUUUGGAUGGCAAGCUUGCUUUUUCUGGCUGCUAAUACUUUGAUCUUGAUCAUGCUUACCCGGCACCAUAACUUCUCUCCAGUAUUUAGACGGCAUGCAGGUUCAAAGAGAGCAUCAAAGCGUGACUGAGAAGACAGUCCUGCAACCUUGUAGGAGUAGAAAUUCUUUAAUCAACAAUGGUUAUGACAUCCUUUAAAUUUUUGUGGGGAUUUGAGGGUUUAGAUUUUGAAAUUUUUGCAGCAUAGCUAGUAGAAACAGGCAGCAGAGAGUUUGUGUUUUUAAUUAUUAACCCCGGCUGAAUCAGGUAGUAGAGUUGAACCAUCAUGGAUUAUCAAACUAAACAUAUUGAUGUUUUGGUGUUUG
Molecule: messenger RNA, 1706 nt
Organism: Theobroma cacao (cacao)
Lineage: Eukaryota; Viridiplantae; Streptophyta; Magnoliopsida; Malvales; Malvaceae
Gene: PNT1
Product: mannosyltransferase family protein
Biological process (GO): GPI anchor biosynthetic process
Cellular component (GO): glycosylphosphatidylinositol-mannosyltransferase I complex; membrane
Molecular function (GO): alpha-1,4-mannosyltransferase activity; GPI mannosyltransferase activity
Source: RefSeq, a predicted model, not a curated record